UAGGCUUUUUCAGAGUAAGGUUAAGAUCAUCAUACCAUGGCAGCCACACCAGCAGCAUCGUCCUCUUUAACUGACAAUUGUCCCAUUUGUUGGGAUGAGCUUUCUACAGACUGUGGAAGAACAAUUGUAACCCUCCAAUGCUCUCAUAAGUUCCAUCUUGACUGCAUUGGUUCGACGUUUAAUUCUUUUGGUGAAAUGCGAUGCCCCUUGUGUCGAGCCACUGAAAGUGGCACUUGGAUUAUCCCUGGACAAGGAGCAGAUGAAGAAGCUUCUGAGGAAGAUUAUUCUGACACUGAGGGACUUGAAUUUGAGGAAUGGGAUCUGUUUCCUAUGCAGGAAGGGUUGAUGGACCCAACAAGAGCUUUCCUUUAUCGAGCAUCUUCACAGCCUGCUGUCUUGGCUACUGAUGAUGGGACAUUAUAUCAUCAGGUCUCCGCUUUUGAUAUCAUCCAUCAGUUAAAUUGCCAAUGGAAUCAACCACCGUUGACAGCAUUCAAUUCAAUAUUCAAUCACUUUUCAACUGCAACUCAGCGUCCGACCAGUGUUGCAUCUUCAACCUUGAGAACAUCUCCAGGUCGUUCUCAGGGUGUUGUGAAUAUUGAAUCAUUUAUUGAGCCGGUUAUUCUCGAGCCUGGUCGGAGUAAUGGCCCUACACCUUGCAAUUUUGACUGGACGUGCCCGCCUAUCAAUUCACCAUCUCCAGGUGUGCAUGCAAUGAUGUCUAGCCGGAGUGGAUCCAAUGGCUUAUCAGAGACGAUUCCAACUGAUAAUACAGCAUUGCAAUCUGAACAAACUCAGUUCAACGUGCCUUCUAAUGCUCCAGUCGACAGGCAACACCAAGAACUGCCUAUAAUUGUUCAACAUGAAACCAAUAACAUUUCCCCUUCUGAGAAUUCCCCGGAUGACAUUGAUCCUUCUCUGAAAUUAAUGCGACGUAGGAAGCGGAAGAGCAGCAAUAGCCAUGGGAGAAACCUUCUCAAUGAUCUUUUAAAUGGGAAACUCCACAGGAAAAAUAUUAAGAAGACAUCUCUGAAGACUUCAAUGGAUGAUCCGCUGGGGAUGGACAAGGGUGGUGAAGUAGAGGCUCUAAGGGAUUAAGGGACUCAAAUGCUGGUAUUCGUACUUAAGCCCUAUCAAACUUUGCUUAAAUAAUGGAGCUUUUGUCUGGUGAUAACAGGAAUAAGGCAGUUUUGAAAGGAAGCAUUGGGGUUAGAUGAAGUUAAGGAUCAGAAGCCAGAGGAUGGGAUAAAUAUGAUAUUCUGAG
Rubroshorea leprosula is the source of this 1264-nucleotide messenger RNA. The record is from the annotation of a GenBank genome assembly. NCBI's taxonomy places the organism in Eukaryota, Viridiplantae, Streptophyta, Magnoliopsida, Malvales, Dipterocarpaceae.